Messenger RNA from Cuscuta europaea, 744 nucleotides. The record is from the annotation of a GenBank genome assembly. NCBI's taxonomy places the organism in Eukaryota, Viridiplantae, Streptophyta, Magnoliopsida, Solanales, Convolvulaceae.
CCACUCACGAACAGCCCUCCUUUACUCUCGGAUCGCAAAUAACAACCGUCGAUUAACCAAUUGAAACGAACGAUCAAGAUUACAUUCCCGGCACAACAACUUACUGAAGCCUCGAUGUAUAAAUAACGCCAAGCAACUCCAUUUUAAUCAUCCAAGCGGAAUUUGUCUACAAUUAUCUAUUCAGUAAUCAAACUCCAUCGUCUUCUUCUUUCAAUUUCUCUGGGUAACAAUGUCUGGCCGCGGAAAGGGAGGCAAGGGUUUGGGCAAGGGAGGCGCUAAGCGUCAUAGGAAGGUUCUCCGUGACAACAUCCAGGGCAUCACGAAGCCAGCCAUUCGCCGUCUGGCUCGCAGAGGUGGCGUGAAGCGUAUUUCCGGUCUGAUCUAUGAGGAGACCAGAGGUGUUCUUAAGAUCUUCCUCGAGAAUGUGAUUAGAGAUGCGGUGACCUACACCGAGCACGCCAGGAGGAAGACUGUAACGGCGAUGGAUGUUGUUUACGCGCUGAAGAGGCAGGGAAGAACUUUGUAUGGUUUCGGUGGAUAGAGAUGCUCUGAAUAUUUCUCAGUACUUCUAAAUCUGGGAUUUCAACUUUUGUUUAUCUCGUACGAUGUAUGUUAUUGCUGUUUCUGGGAACUUAGAACAUGUGUAAUGCCAGCAAUUUAAUUAAUAUAUGCAAGAUGCUGAUUUUGUCAGUUCGAAUUGAUUACAGUGUGAUGUUGGAGUGGGAAUUGGAUCUGAAGUUCUUU